Molecule: messenger RNA, 989 nt
Organism: Sorghum bicolor (sorghum)
Lineage: Eukaryota; Viridiplantae; Streptophyta; Magnoliopsida; Poales; Poaceae
Exons: 2
Coding region: 25-657 (210 amino acids)
Source: RefSeq, a predicted model, not a curated record
UUGUCCUAGUCGGUUCCUACGGCAAUGGACCACAGGCCAUCGUGGAGACGGACAUUUUCUUUAUCUCUACAACUAAAAAGACUCACAAGUCAUCGUCAGCCCCACGCGCUAAUCGCCCCCCCUCGCGCUAAUGCUCGCGCUAAUCGCCCCCCCUCCCGCGACCCAUCGCCCUCCCCCCACACGCAACCGUCGUGGCCUCCAGCUAAACUCCCACGCCGCAUCCCCUCUCCCACGCCGCAUCCCCUCUCGCUGUCCUCCAUCUCCCUCCUGCGGCCGGCCACCGACGUCGCGCCUCCCGCCGUGGGAGCCCUAGGCCAGCUGCCGCCUAUGGAUGACAACGACCUGGCCACACCUACCCAUGGUACCUCCACUGGAUCUACGACCGAGAUGCCGUCUGGAAGUCGUCAUCGAGCAGCGAAGAGGUGGAGGCGGCGCCCGUGGUCUUCCACCUCGACCACGGCGGGGAGACGCCUUCCACGAUCAACAGCGAGAGGCAAGGUCCCAGUCGGCUCCCUUGCCCCAGCCCCGGCGGUUCCUAGGUCAAUCGCCUCAUCUUUGGAGAUCGGUGUCCCAGACUGUCGUGGCCCCAACACCUCCCAGGCCAUCAAUGCCUACCGCCGGACACCGGGAGGCAGAGUGCGAAGAGGCCCUCAAUGAUGCCAUGCUAAAAGUCAAGCCGACUGCAGCUGCUUUAUUAGGUGUGGUUUAUGAUUUCAUCCUAUUAUGGAUGAUAGACUUUUUUUUCUUUAAUUUUCUUACUUAGCGAAUGAUUUCAUGUUAAUCGGAUAAGCAUGAGAAACACUAUUAUAAGAUGAUCAAUGCAUAUUUAAGAUCAUGCAAAUUUGUUUAAUCAUGUUCCUGUGUGAACGAGGUGCUAUUGGAACCUGCUCAUAUGACUGCGUCCUCCCAUGCCUUGCAUCGUUUCUGGCUUGCAUCUCCCAAGGUCGGAUACUCAUGGAUACUUAGAUAGCUCAUAUCACUGCCGCCAA